GUCUCGGAGGGGAGCAGUAGCCGCACCACCCCCCACGGCAGCAGCGGAGCGCGCGAGAAUAGAAAGUCAAAUCCGCAGCGCCGGCCGCGACCAACCCCACCAAAUCCCCAGCCCAACCCCCCGGGCCCUCUCCGCCCGCCGCAGCGGCGGCGAGCUCGAAGCUGCCGUCCCCGCCGCCGCCGAGGCGAGCUUGAAGCUGUCCCCGCUCCGCUCAACCAGCCCCCCGCCGCCCCCUGCAUAGAGAGAGAUUCAUGAGGGGCUCAAGAAUGAAUCCAGGCGAUCGUAGAACGCGGAGCACAAUGACAAUAGUAAUUGUGAUGGGUUUAUGCUGCUUCUUUUACAUAUUAGGUGCUUGGCAGAAAAGUGGGACAGGAAGGGGUGAUAGUAUAGCCUUGAGGGUCAACCAAGAAACUGACUGUACAAUCUUGCCAAAUUUGCACUUUGAGACCCAUCAUAGCAUAAGUGGUGCAAAUCCAUUGAUCAUGACCAAUAAAGUGAUUGAGCCAUGCCACAUCCGAUACAGUGACUAUACUCCUUGUCAAGACCAGAACCGAGCAAUGGCCUUUCCUAGAGAAAAUAUGACAUACAGAGAAAGGCAUUGCCCUUCGGAGAAGGAGAAGCUGCACUGUCUAAUCCCAGCACCAAAAGGCUAUGUCACCCCUUUCCCUUGGCCCAAGAGCCGUGACUAUGUUCCUUAUGCAAAUGCUCCAUAUAAAAGCCUGACAGUCGAGAAAGCUGUUCAGAACUGGAUCCAGUUUCAGGGAGAUGUGUUCAAAUUUCCAGGAGGAGGGACGAUGUUUCCCAAUGGAGCAAGUGCUUACCUUGACGAACUUGCAUCCAUAAUCCCACUUGCUGAUGGUACCAUCAGAACUGCACUUGAUACUGGAUGUGGGGUUGCAAGCUUUGGAGCUUACCUAAUGGAUCAAAAUAUAUUAACCAUGUCAUUUGCACCCCGAGACUCACAUGAAGCUCAAGUUCAAUUUGCUUUGGAGCGAGGUGUUCCUGCAGUAAUUGGAGUACUUGGAACUAUAAAGCUCCCAUACCCAUCUAGGUCUUUUGAUAUGGUCCAUUGCUCACGCUGCUUGAUCCCAUGGGAGUCAAAUGGCGGGAUGUACAUGAUGGAAGUAGACAGGGUUCUGAGACCUGGGGGUUAUUGGAUACUUUCUGGACCUCCCAUCAAUUGGAAUAAAUACUACCAAACGUGGAAAAAGUCUAAACAAGAUGCUGAGGAAGAUCAGCGUAGAAUUGAGAACAUUGCUGAAAUGCUUUGCUGGGAUAAAAUUUAUGAGAAGGAAUAUAUUGCUAUUUGGCAGAAAAAAGCAAAUUCACAUUCAUGUCAUCAAAUGAAUGGUCAUGCUAGCAAGAUGUGCAAAGUUCAAGAUGCAGAUGAUGUCUGGUAUAAGAACAUGGAAUCUUGUAUAACACCUCCCGGAGAGUCAGCGCAGUUAAAGAAGUUUCCAGAGAGACUAUCUGCCAUACCUCCCAGAAUUCUGGAGGGGCAUGCCCCAGGUGUUACAGAAGAAGACUAUGAGGAGGAUAAUAAGUUGUGGAAGAAGCAUGUCAAUACUUACAAGAGGGUGAACAAGCUGAUAGGUUCUUCAAGGUACAGGAAUAUUAUGGACAUGAAUGCAGGCCUUGGAAGUUUUGCUGCAGCGCUUGAUUCUCCUAUAUCCUGGGUGAUGAACGUUGUGCCCACUAUAUCAGAGAGGAACACUCUUGGUAUCAUAUAUGAGCGAGGUCUGAUUGGCAUAUACCAUGAUUGGUGCGAAGCCUUCUCUACAUACCCUAGGACAUAUGACCUGAUACAUGGCUAUAACAUCUUUAGUUUAUAUCAGAACAAGUGUGAUGUGGGAGACAUUCUUCUGGAGAUGGAUAGGAUUUUACGCCCAGAGGGUGCAGUCAUACUGCGGGAUAGUGUUGAUGUACUGAACAAGGUUAGAAGCACGGUGUCAGGAAUGCGGUGGAAGUCCAAGUUGCUCGAUCAUGAAGACGGCCCUCACGUUCCUGAGAAGAUUUUAAUUUCAGUGAAAGAGUAUUGGGUUGGCAGUGAAGAAGAGAACAGUUCAUAGAUGCAGAACCAUGGCGAUACUUGAUGACUUGGCAUCUUUCCCUGUGAUGCGAAUCCCUGAUGCUGUUUUGUCAGUGAAUAGAUUUUGUUCAUACUCCUUAUUCCAUAGUACAGUGUUACAAAAGACCCAGACCUCGCGGAUUGCCCCAUAGACAAUCAGGAUUUGGGCAUCCUAUUUUUUUGCUGUGCAUAUAUAGUACCAGAACAUUAACGGAAACAUUGGCGAUUUGCCAAUACUUGUUUUGUAGGUAAAUAGCGACACUUGCUCGCUGCAUUGUGCGGAGAUUCGUUUUUACAGAUGUAUAAGGAAAGAUUUUCGUGCUGUUUCUGCACGCCGUCUGUUGAUAAUGAGAUCAUUUUGAGAAUCCAUUUGCGCUAGAUCUGCCUGUGCUGAUCGUAUGGCGGAUCAUGCAGUAGGCCAGUAGACUGGUGGAUGUUGCUGCUGCGGGUCCGCGGGUAGUCACGCCCCCCAGGAUUGACCGAUGAGGCAUGAGGGCGACGGCAGGCAGCAGCGUGAAGCGCCUUCGCGGUUGACUCAAGGUCCACGCCUUGGCGAAGGGCAGGCUGCCCGCGGCCCUCUUGAGUCUCUCUAUAUAAAAAGGCUCGGCGAAGCGUGCGCAUCAUCUCGCAGAUACAGAGCCCAUCGUCGAGAGAAAGAAGCAGAGCAGAUGGGGACGCCGCGGCAGCAGCAGCAGCUUUGCGUGGUGUUCCUGUUGGCGCUCCUCGUCGUCUUCACCAUGGACGCUGUCCACGUCGACGCAGGGAGAGCGCUGGCGCAGGUGGGCUACGGAGCCCUGAACCCCGGCAGCACGCCGUCCGUGCCUCGAGGCCAGCCAUACUCUGGCCGCGGGUGCACCCAAAUCUAUGCGUGUAACAAAUCACCUCCUGGCGAAGCGCCAUGAUCUGUACCCUGCUUCUGCUUCUGCUUCUUAGAUGAAUAAUUUCCGGCGCAGCGCGGGUGAUGAAUCAAAUUAAAAUCAAAAUAAAAAGCCAGAGAUAUAAUUA
This is a messenger RNA of Panicum virgatum (switchgrass), 3073 nucleotides long. RefSeq names its product probable methyltransferase PMT2. The record is from RefSeq and is a predicted model, not a curated record. Gene Ontology annotation, molecular function: methyltransferase activity. The transcript has 9 exons. Bases 252 to 2069 code for a protein of 605 amino acids. Lineage: Eukaryota; Viridiplantae; Streptophyta; Magnoliopsida; Poales; Poaceae. Gene Ontology annotation, cellular component: endosome; cytoplasm; trans-Golgi network.